This is a messenger RNA of Acanthochromis polyacanthus (spiny chromis), 5352 nucleotides long. RefSeq names its product serine/threonine-protein phosphatase 6 regulatory ankyrin repeat subunit C-like. The transcript is spliced from 28 exons. Bases 151 to 3297 code for a protein of 1048 amino acids. Gene Ontology annotation, molecular function: protein binding. The record is from RefSeq and is a predicted model, not a curated record. NCBI's taxonomy places the organism in Eukaryota, Metazoa, Chordata, Actinopteri, Pomacentridae.
AACUUCUCUCGCGAUAUUGUGGCAACAGCGGUGUACACAACACAUCCAGUGGCUAACUAAGCUAAAGCUAGGCUAACUAGCUUCUACAGACUGACAUGUAGUCACGUCUACGCCGAGUCUCAAUGUAGGAGCUUCCAGAGUGAUUGGGACAUGGAAUUAAGAAAUAUCAAGGACCAGUCUCCAUUGGUCCAGGCCAUAUUCAGCCGAAACACAGAAGACGUGACAUUUUUGUUAGACCACAAAGAAGAUGUCAAUUCACUGGACCAAGAACAAAGCACACCACUUCAUGCUGCUGCUUAUCUGGGUGAUGUCCAUGUUAUGGACCUCCUUAUUAGUGCAGGUGCAAAUAUAAAUGCUAAGGACCAGGGGUUGCUGACUCCUCUACAUCGAGCAGCUGCCUCACGAAAUGAAAGGGCUGUGGAGCUGCUGCUAAAGCACAGGGUGGAGGUAAACACACGGGACAAAUUCUGGCAUACACCCCUACACAUGGCAGCUGCCAACUGGGCGACAGGGUGCGCUGAAGCCUUGUUACCGCAUGUUUGCAGCCUGGAUAUUACUGACAGGUCAGGAAGGACACCACUACAUCAUGCAGCACACAGCGGCCACGGAGAGAUGGUGAACUUGUUCCUCAGUAAAGGUGCCAAUGUGAGUGCCAAAGAUAAAAAGGAGAGACAGCCAAUCCACUGGGCUGCAUACCUCGGACAUGUGGAGGUCGUGAAGCUGCUGGUGUCGCACAGUGCAGAUGUGACAUCCAAGGACAAACGUGGUUACACUCCACUACAUGCUGCGGCGGCAGGUGGACAUUUAGACGUGGUCAGAUAUCUGCUGAGACUCGGGAUGGAGAUUGAUGAACCCAACCUUUUUGGGAACACAGCGCUCCACAUGGCCUGCCACACAGGGCAGGACACUGUAGCUACUGAACUCGUGAACUGCGGCGCAAACAUCAACCAGCCCAACUACCACGGUGACACGCCGCUGCAUCUGGCUGCCGGCUCCUCCAGCGGGGUGCUGUGUCUGGAGCUGCUCGUCAACAAUGGUGCUGAUGUCAACGUUCAGAAUAAAGAAGGGAAGAGCCCUUUACAUAUGGCAGCAAUGUACGGACGCUUCACAGGCUCCCAGAUUCUGAUCCAAAAUGGUGGAGAGAUUGACUGUGUCGACAUGAAUAGAAACACUCCUCUUCAUGUUGCUGCCAGAUAUGGUCAGGAGUUACUGAUCAGUACUCUGCUGACAAAUGGUGCUGACAAAAGCAGACAGGGGAUUCAUGGGAUGCUACCGCUACAUUUGGCAGCUCUCUACGGCUUUCCAGACUGUUGCCGCAAGCUACUGUCUAACGGCCAGUUUUACAACCUCAUGCCAGCUAUGAUGAGUGGAGAAAUGCCACCAGUGGGGUUUGAUAUAAACAUGGCAGAUGACCACGGGAGGACCUGCCUGCAUGCAGCUGCCUCUGGAGGGAAUGUUGAGUGUCUCAAUUUGCUAUUAAACAGUGGUGCUGAGCUGGAUAUGAAGGACAAUUUGGGAAGAUCUCCUCUGCAUUAUGCUGCAGCAAACGGGAACAGCCAGUGCACGAUUUCCCUGGUGAGAGCCGGUGCAGAGGCCAAUGAGCUGGACCUGACGGGCUGCAGCCCUCUGCACUACGCUGCUGCUUCACACACCUUCUGUGGAGGGGAGACAAACUCUCAGCCAGACUUCAUUAUGGAAAAGGAACAAGAAGCCUCUUUGUGUUUAGAUUACUUGCUUGACAAUGGGGCGAACCCAACUCUGAAGAACAGCAAAGGUUACAGCGCCGUCCACUAUGCAGCAGCUUAUGGAAACAAACAGCAUCUAGAACUGCUCUUGGAGAUUUCCUUCAACUGUCUUGAAGAGGCUGAAAGUAAUAUUCCAGUCAGUCCUUUGCACUUAGCUGCGUAUUAUGGUCACUGUGAGGCGCUGCGUUUGCUUUGUGAGACAUUAGUGAGUCUGGAUGUACGGGACAUUGAAGGCCAAACCGCCCUCCAUCUGGCUGCUCAGAAAGGCUUUUCCACGUGUGUGGAGGUUCUGCUGAAGCAUCAAGCCUCCUACACACUGAAGGAACACAAGCACAAGUGGACGCCUCUUCAUGCUGCAGCUGCCGAGGGCCAAGUGGACUGUCUGCUGUUACUGGUCAACAGGGAACAAAGUGCUGACAUCAUUGACAGUCAGGACACGAGUGGACAGACGGCUCUCAUGCUGGCAGCUCUGGGACGUCACACCGACUGCGUCCACAUCCUGUUGGAGAAAAAGGCGAAGGCCGAUGCUGCUGACAAACACGGCUUCACUGCCUUACACAGAGCUGCCAUGUUGGGCAGUGAGGACUGUGUAUCGGCUCUGUUGGAACAUGGAGCUUCAGCUCUGUGUCGAGACUCUCAGGGAAGAACUCCGCUGCACCUCGCUGCGUCCCGCGGCCACACAGAACUGCUCCACACUUUGCUAAAGGCUGCUAAGAAAGCUGACCCUCUGGACUCCAUGUUGGACCACAGGGGCUACACGCCCACCCACUGGGCUGCUUACCACGGGCAUGAAGGAUGUUUACACAUUUUACUUGAAAACAAAGUUUUUAGCAACCAGGAGGGAAAUUUAUUCACUCCACUGCACUGUGCUUUAGUUAAUGGACACGAUGUUGCUGCAGGACUUCUAGUGAAGACUGUUGGCUCUCAAAGUGUCAACAUCAGUGAUGCCAAAGGAAGGACUCCGCUGCAUGCAGCUGCUUAUUCAGGAAAUGUUGCUGGGCUCCAGCUGGUCCUGGCCCAGGGAGCAGAGGUUAAUGCUGUGGACCACAGUGGAUGCUCUGCUCUGAUGGUUGCUGCUGACUGUGGACAGACCAUGGCUGUUGAAUUCUUGCUGCACAAUGCGAAGCCAGACCUGACCCUGGUGGAUGUCAAUAAUAACACAGCCCUUCACUUAGCCUGCAGCAAGGGUCAUGAAAUGUGUGCUCUGUUGAUCCUGGGAGAAAUAACUGACUCCUCUCUUAUUAAUGCAAGAAACACCGCUCUCCAAAUGCCUCUUCACAUUGCAGCAAGAAAAGGCCUGGCGACUGUCGUGCAGGUGUUACUGAGCAGAGGAGCAGCAGUAAUGGCCGUAGACGAGGAAGGACACACACCAGCUUUGGCCUGUGCGCCGAACAAAAACGUAGCAGACUGUCUGGCCUUGAUCCUCUCCACCAUGAAGCCUUUCCCUCCCAGAGAGGCUGGCACCGGCCCAACCACCAACUUCUGCCCCAUCCUGAAGAACUGUGGCAUCGCUGCCACCUGCGGGUCCAGUGGAAACCUGUGUCACGCCUAAAUCAACAACCGCACACAUACGUAGGCCUGACAGAGGGAAGUUUCAUCCCAGUAUAGCUACAAGGUCCCACACACCUAACAGCCUCCAUGAACAUGUGUGCUCAUACAUGCUUCUUCUCUCGUGCCGUGACAUUUCUACACGUGUGUCAUGCAGCUGCACAUGCAGCAUAUAUUCAUGUCCCAGUAGCAGCGACUGCCUCUUUUAAAUCUAGUCUUACCCCUUACUAAUAAUAGCAGACCUCUUAGAUUAUCUUCUCUUUUGUGCGUUAUGUUAAUGUACUAUUAACCUUUAGAAAUGAAUGGAAGGGUUAACGUGAGCACACUACACAAGCCUCCCCACCUGAACCCCGUCCUCUGUCAGUGCUGGCUUAUUUUUUUUAGCUCUUUAACCGUCAAAGCCCGAUAUCUCCACGUUGGUCCUCAGCUGAUACAAAUGCAAGAAUGUCCGGUUGGUUGUUGUGUUUGAUUUAUGUGCGCGUGUCUGUCAGUGUUAUUUUGCAUAUUUGAUAGUGCUUCUUAAUUUACUUGUUUAAAAUAUCUAACAGGUGCUGUAAGCCUUUUAUGCAAUCAAUAAGACUCUAUUUUCUUAUCCUGCACAGGGUGUAGCAAACACUACACUGAUAUAAGUAACCUUAUUAUUCUAAUAAUAUCAUGAUUUACAUUUCACUCUAACAGUUUAAAGCAUGUCAAUAGAUUUAACCUUUUACUCGUAUUAUCUUGAAAUAUCCAAAUUAUUGAUAAUUAACCUCAGGUCAGCGUGUACUGUACUGUAGGUGCAAUAACGAGCACAUCUUGAGCUGGAUGACACAAACAAAGUGUAAAGUAUGAGAGAAGUAUUUUAUAUCAAUAAGAUAAGCCACAAAGAAAAGGGUUAAAGACUUAAAUGUCUUGUAUGUCGUUAUGAACAGUUUGAAAGCACAGGAAUGAAAAUCUUUCAGGCUUUGAGUAUAAAAGUCUUGUGUAAUUUGAAAAUGUGACAAUUUACCAUAUUUGCAACUAAAUAUUAAUUAGCUUUGUGUUUAAUUGGUGGAUUUUUUUUUAAAAUUGAUGGUUAAUGUGCAAAAGCCCACAUUUUCAUUUUUCUGAAUAGAAGUUAGAGACCCAAAGAUGAAUAAUACAUUCUGUCACACCAAAAAAAGAUGAAAAUCUUUCAUUUGAGAAACUUAAACUAAGAAUUUAGUUGUUUUUUAAAAAUUCUUAUUACAUUUUUAGGUUGACUAAGCAGUUAAUUGCUCCAACACUACAUUGUUGUGUGGACAAUUGAAUAAAAGCGUCACAAUGUCUUUAAAACACGACAUUAUGUGACUAUUUAGAAUUAGGGUUUGUGUUCUUUGUGAUUUUUCUAUAUAAGUUCUUUGUUUAGUGGUCCAGUGGAAAAAUCCCCAAAAUCGAAGCUGUUUAUUUGAGUAUCGAGUACUAAUUUACAUUCAAUAAAUUUAGUCCUAUUAAACAUUUAAAAUGUUUUAUGAUCAAAAUAAAUAAAAUUGGCAGAGUUCAACAAUUUUCAUCAAGUUAAAAUCAAUGGAUUUUAACUUGAUGAAUAUAUAUAUGUACUGGUACAAACAUGUCACUGCCUUUCUCUUUAAACGUGUUUGUAAAUGUUGCUGUGCAUUAAAUGUUUACCCUUUUUAUAAUUUCAAAGUUACAUACAGCCUUUGCCCCUUUUCCUAAUCCCCUGUCUGUUUAAACUAUUUGCACUCUGACAUUAAAAGUUUACAUUUUACAGCAGGGUAUCCUUCUUAGACUUAUGCAAUUAUUAUUUUAAAUUUGAAAGUUAGUGUUUGAAAGUUAACACUAGAAGGGAUCUCAUCUUCUCCCUUGUUUCAAUUGGAAUAAAUAAAUGGGAAAAAUCUGUUUCACUUUUCUGAACUCAAGCUGCAGUGAAACGUGAACAAUGUUUGUCUUCAGGAACUGUUCUAUGGCAACGUUUCAUGUGAACAAACUGUCUUCCAUACAUCUUGCUGAGAUUUCAGGGUGUGAUAACUACAAUACUCCGAGUGGUUUAGUUGUUGUUGGCAUUAAUAUGAGAGAAAAUAAAUAAAUCAUUACCAUCUAA